CCGAUUUUGUGUGACAGAGGAAUAUGAGGAAACGGGAGGGGUGUCUGAUUGAACCAGCCUGCCUCCUGCUCAAUCAAGGAACUCCCAAGUCUGCACCUUCCAUUUCCAGCUAAGCGGACGGGGCACCGCAUUUCCUCACAUCCUUCCUUCAUAAUCUCUCUUCCGAGACCAAAGCCCCACCGACAACCAGGAAAUACUCCGCAGAAGGCGCGUGAAUGGGACUGGUAGGGGUUUCGGACCAGAGAGAACCCGAAACUGCCGCCAAUGCUUCUCCGGCAUGGCAGGAAAUGUUUCGGUCUGCGUCCCUGAGAAAACCCGACCCGUGUCCACAGAACCCGUCCCUGCCGAAGUCUUCUUCCUGCUCCUCCUCCUCUGGGGACAGCUCAUGGGAUCCACAGGUACGCCUUGCUAUCUACAUAGCCAUGGCACACGCUGGGUUUGCGCUCAUGCUUUUCAUCCUUUACGGUAUUUGUAAAUUGCUGGAAGAAUAUCUGAGGCCCUUUCUAUGGGCUUUUCAUUCUUUACGGUACUCUGUUCGAUCCCAUUGAGGGGAAUUCAACAGACCCUUGUUUCCUUUUGGUCUGAGCCCCUCAAACUUGGACUCACUGAGACCUUUUUGGCCAUCCCUGUGGCUAUUUUCAGGGUUUUCGUUGGAACCCUUGUUGACAUCAAGGAGAAGGUCCUAGGGGUUGUUCAAAGGAAAAACAGGCUAGGUCAAAUUAGGCGGCGUAGAAGCGGGUUCUUCAGACUGCUGAGAUUGCUAGUCUCCUUCUGGGUGUUCGUCAUUGCGUAUGAGCUAAUUGGGGGUGCGAGCUCCAUAGCACUCCUUGCUUUAGGGUUCUUGUUUUCAUCUUCGGGUGUUGAUUCCACCAUGAAUGCAGUCACUAAUCUCAGAAGUCAUAGCUUCCGCCGUUUGCCCAUCAGUUCUUUCUUCACUCGGGGGAUAUUAAAAAGGCUUAAGACCAUAGUGGCAAUCGGAUUGAUUGUCGGGCUGAGCGUUGGUUCUUUGUCUGGUGUUAUAUUCUUUUCAUAUAAGAUUGGGGUUGAAGGAAAAGAUGCUGUUUUUCGUAUCAAAUCACACGUAGAAGAGAGCAAUUACGCUGAGAGAAUCGGUGUUAAAAAAUGGAUGGAUGAGAACGACGUGACUGGAAUGGUUGAUAAGUAUAUGACUCAGAUAUAUGACACUGUUUCUGAUCAGAUCGAUAGCUACGCGUCACAAUACAACAUGACCGAGUUUGUUUCUGGGAUUAAACAGUUUGUGACAGCAUCUUCGCCAUCGUCUUCAGAGCGGUCCACGGUUUUGGCUCCUUCAUCCAGGUACACAGAAAAGAUGUUAAGCCUGAAGAGGCGGAUUAAGGAACGGGAAUGGGGACAAAUAUACUCUGAAGUGGAUGUUCUUUUCAGGGAGGUGUUGAUUACCCGGCAGGAUUUGGUCGACAAGGCAAAAGGGUUUGCACUUCAAGGAGUGAACGUGAUGCAACGUGUGUUGAUUAGCAGUAAAUCUGUUUUGGGUGGGAGCGUUAGGGUCGUGUUUGUGGUCUGUAAUUCCAUAGUUUCUGGAGCCGCUGGGAUUUUCAAUUUUGUGUCCCAGUCAAUGGUCUUCUUUUGGGUUCUCCAUUAUCUUAUCACAUCAGAAUCAGGUGGAGUGACAGAGCAGGUUAUGAACAUGCUCCCCAUUUCACCCUCCGCGAGGACUCGGUGUGUGGAGGUUCUUGACAAGGCCAUCUCAGGGGUACUAUUGGCAGCUGUACAGAUUGCUUUCUUUCAGGGGUGUCUGACGUGGCUCCUUUUUAGAUUGUUCUCUAUACACUUCUUGUACAUGUCGACACUGCUUGCAUUCUUAAGUUCUUUGUUUCCACUUCUGCCCUCGUGGAUAUCGACUGUUCCGGCGGCGUUGCAGUUGGUCUUGGAAGGGAGAUACGUCCUGGCGAUCAGCAUAUCAACCAUUCAUCUUGUGCUCAUGGAUUUUGGUGGCAGUGAGAUACAUGAGGAUGUUCCUGGACAUCAUAGUGCAUAUCUCACUGGUCUUAGCAUUAUCGGGGGGAUGACUUUGUUCCCCUCAGCAAUUGAGGGAGCAAUAAUGGGACCACUGAUUACGACUGUUGUGAUUGGGAUUAAAGAUCUAUAUGCAGAAUUUGUUUUGGAAGGACAAAAGAAAAAGGAUGCAUAGUGUCUGGUUUAUUUACUUCUUGCCACUUAAAACUAUGUUUCAAGUCAUUGUUGGGAUCAAAGGCGCAAAGCUUGGUGAACUCACAAUGUGCAUACUCAUUUUUUUAAACCAUUAUUGUUAGGUGUAUAUGAGUAAGAUAAGAUAGUUGUGGUGCUUGGUUUUGUAUAUUGUUAGUACAAAUUUUUCUGUGAACUGUUCUGUAAUGUUUUUUUUUUGUGUGUGUGGUGAGACUUCUUGCAUUAUCUCAUUGGGAGAGCUGUCUUCAUAUAUGUAAUUUUGUGGGGAAGUGUAGUUUAGUUAAUCAAUAUUCUUGUUGAGUUAUUGUAUACGAAGUAUGUGCUUUCUUUUGACACAUUUCAAACUGUUACCAAAAAAUAUGCGUCCUUCUCAGAUAGCUC
Molecule: messenger RNA, 2568 nt
Organism: Cuscuta epithymum
Lineage: Eukaryota; Viridiplantae; Streptophyta; Magnoliopsida; Solanales; Convolvulaceae
Source: the annotation of a GenBank genome assembly